Molecule: messenger RNA, 11994 nt
Organism: Porites evermanni
Lineage: Eukaryota; Metazoa; Cnidaria; Anthozoa; Scleractinia; Poritidae
Source: the annotation of a GenBank genome assembly
CUGAUUGGACCAGGUUCGAAGUGGUUUAAGUAUAGUCUGGCUCAACCAGAGUUUACCAGGCUUAUAACCAGACUUUUGGUGCAAAAGAAAACAGGAGACGCUCUAUCGGUCAUACACUGAUCUAAGAAAAAUGAUGAAGAAGCCUGCCAGGUUGUUUGUAACACUGGUUUUCUCCUUGACUUCAACGUCAUUGGCUAAAACACCCAUCAUAAAGAGGCCCUUAAACAUUGCACACCGAGGGAGCUCGGGAACAUUUCCAGAGCACACCAUAGAAGCAUACAGGUAAGAAGAGGUCAAAAUCAGCUAUGCAUUCAAUUGGAAAAUAGUUGGGUACGAAAGAAACUUUGUUGUUAUGCGUAAGCUCUUUAAAUGGCAAAUGGUAGUCUCGUUGCAUGAUCAGAAAUUUGGUGCUAAAAAUUGUACAACAAAUUGUAAACUUAGUUUUUUCUGACGUUGAAUGCCAGUCAGCUCUUGUUGUUUAUUAAUAGAGCCAACAAAAUUUUAAGCUUUUGUAAACCAAUUGCUGGUUUGCAGAUGACGUCACAGCGGCCAUGUCUGUGUUCAAGGACAAAAGCAUUUUUCUCCUUUUGAGAACUAAAAACCCAUUUUCAUGUAAAUUCUUCGACAAGAAUUUUACUGUAUUCCCCAUUUCGGGGGGCAAAUAUCACGCAAACAAAGUGUAUUAUGGGAAAUGUGGAAAUGGCAAGAUGACCACCAACAUGGCUGCCUUGUCACGUGGUUGCAAACCAACAAUACGAUACGGAGGAAGCGGCAAAAAUGUAAAAACCCUAUAGCGCAUUCGUACAACUUUAUGAACAUGUUCCUCAAUAUAUGUCCAGAGCUUUUAGUAUUAGUCUGCUAGCUGUUGUAGCUCUUCUUGUGUGCAUCCUUGAUGCAGGUUAAUGUUAUAAUUUUUAUUUCUAUCUUCUAUUUCUCAUUUUUCUAGGCAGGCUAUCAAGGAUGGAGCAGAUUUUAUUGAAUGUGAUGUUUGCGUCACGAAGGAUCUUAAACUUGUUUGUCGACAUGAAAGCUGGUUGAACGACACAACCAAUAUCUGGGAAAACCCAACACUUCGACUAAAACAAAACACGUACCACAUACAGAGUCCCGUAAACGGCUUGGCAAAGACAAUCACCGACGUUUUCACGGUUGACCUGACUCUUGAAGAACUCAGAACCAUUCGUGCGAGGCAAAGGUAUUCGUUUAGAGAUCCCAAUUUUGAUGACAAGUUUCAGAUACCUACUCUUGAAGAAUUCAUCCAAGUUGCCAAAUCAGCCAGAAGACCCAUAGGGAUUUACCCUGAAGCAAAAGAUCCGCAGUGGGUUAACUCUUUGGACAUUUUGCAGCAAGCCAAAACCACUUUUGAAGACCUUCUUGUCGAUGUACUGCACAGAAAUGGAUACCUUACACGAAAAAGCCCUUGUUAUAUCCAGUCGUUCAGUGAGGACAGCAUCAGAGCAAUGUCAACAAAAACCAAGCUACCUUUAAUAUUGCUGAUGGCAACCCCUCUUCCGGUCCCUGAAGAUAAACUGGAGGCUCUGUCUGAAAUCUGUUAUGGCAUUGGAGUACACAAGUACAUGAUUCAGCCAGUAAUUAGUAACAUCCUUCAGGAUCCCACCGACCUCGUCGCCAAUGCACACAAAUACAACCUAAAGGUUCACGGAUACACAUUUAGAAACGAAGACGAGUACUUAGCAUGGAAUUUCACUCAGGAUCCUUACAAUGAAUAUGAAACCUAUUUCAACACUCAAAUUGAUGGUUACUUCACGGACUUCCCAAGUACCCUAAAAAGAUUUCUGGAUGUGAAAAUCAUGCUUGGCAUGCAGGGAAAAUCGAAGAAAAAAGGAAAACUGUAAACAUUGUCCACCUCUCUUGUAAAGUCGCUUUUGAAAGUUCUUUUUCUUCUGGAUAAAAUGACGCAUUAGAACUACUACGCUGAUUGUUAACAUAACGUGACAUAACAUAGCUAUAUUUCAAAUCCAAUCUUGGGGUAUUGUUACAGAUGCAAGUGUCCGAAAUUAGAAAGAAUAAACUAGAUAACGCGAAAGUCAAUACAUAAUAGAAUUAAAACAAAUGGUAUUUGGAAAUUUUUAUGUUAACACCCAGAACUGGAAUAAUGAACAUGAAAAAUGAACUCACACUCCGCACAUAACUUUUUGAUAUUUUGAAUAACAAAGAUAACUAUAUUGACACGCCCACUCCAAUCAAAAAAUUAAAAUCAGCCCAAAAUUAUGAUUCAUAAAUUCUGCUUUGUUUAAUUAAUCCGUUAUUGCUAAUACGUGCCAUUAAGUUCUUUGUUUAUUUCUCUCUUGUUUGGUUUUUGCUUUUGCUUUUAGAUUGUAAAACUAAAUAUUUGCGAACUUUAAUCUACUGAUUACUAUUCACUUAGAUUCAUCAAGUUUUCAGUUUUACGUUGUGUUAGUCCCUGUCCACACGAAUCUGUUUUCAUUUGAAAACGCAACUUUUUCUUUACGGAUACGGCUUCCGUCCACAUAUCCAAUGAAAACGAUCAAUGAAAAUGGAACUUUUCGAAAACGCUCUUCAGAGUCAAACUUUUUGAAAAAGCUGUUUUUGCGUGUAGGUGUGAACAGAGGAAAACGGAACUUUUCGAAAACGCUGAGGACACACUGUCAGUUCCAAUCCACUUCGCGCAAUAUUAGAAACUUAUUUAAGAUGGCGGGUGGGCGCUUCCCUUUCUUGUCUUGUAUACUUGGGCUUACUUCUAACCUUAAUACUUGUUUUCAGGCAAAUUUAGAGUUUUGAGAUGUUGAAUUACAAACAUCAGUAACAUCCAACUAGUGGUCUAUUAUCAAUGCUGCGUUCUGAUUGGUUGAGCAACUACUAGGCUAUAUGUUAUAGCCCACUAGUAACGAAAAGCGUCGGCUUUGAAAACCAAAACAAUGGAGGCUGAAUCGCGUUUUGCUAGCUUAAGUUGUUUUGUCUCGAUAUUUUUGACCAACAGCCUUCGGCCUCAUGGGCUAUUGACUCAGAGCCCAUUCGGGCUUGGGGAAUAAUUGUUCAAUAGUUCGACACUGCAAUUAGGUUGAAAUGGUGAGACACUUUUGCCCCAAAACACCCUUUUUCUUUCUUUAAUUUGCGUCACAGGAAGAAAUCCGUUUAAAGUAGCAAAUGCAAGUGUUGAACACAAUCACUUGAUACGAUCUUGGAUUAUGGGAACUUUGUCAACGGACCGGGGAGACGGGCAUAAAUCAUGCGAAGAAUUUGGCCUAAUCGGCCCUUAUUUUUUGGUUUGCUUCCUGUCACCAGAAGUUGACUUGGUAUACAGAUGCAUGUAACUUGAAUUUCAUAUUUUCAGGUUCGAUGUAUUGAUGUAUCACCAGGAGGGGGUGUAGGUGUUUCCUCUGGAGAUGACGGUACUCUACUUGUCUGGGAUUCCAGCAAUGGUGUUUUAAGGGUAUGGUAAUUGAUGUGUUUUUAAGAGAAACAAUUUGUGAACUGUGCGGUCAAACCGCGUUAAUAUGGAUACUGAGUGGGCCACAGAAAGUGUCCGUAUAAAGCGGGUUGAAUUGUGUAGUUCCAGAAAAUAUCCAUACCGCCCCCCCCCCCCCCCCCCCCCCCCCCCCCCCCCCCCACCCACCCCCCCAACCCCAAACAAACACCGAGGGGGGGGGGGGGCGGAAGAGAGAGGCAAGUACCAAUCGGAGCAGGAGGGGGGGGGGGGAGAGAGGGGAGGUAGGGGGGUGUGGUUCUUUCGUAAAAAAAGGACAAGAAGAAUAUUUUUUUUUUUUUUUUAAACAGAAAAGAGGACACGGAAGCGUGUGUUGGGUGGGGAGCGGACGGGGGGCUCUUCCUCCUUUAGGGGGGCCAAAAAAAGGUCCCGAAAAAAGGGGGUGAAAUGUUUUGUGCCCAAAAAAAACACACCCCCCCCCCCCCCCCCCCCCCACACACACACACACACACACACACACACGGAAGGCAACGGAAAUUCAGAGGGGAGGAGGGGGUUCCAAAAGGACGCAAUUUCCGAUGGAGUGUUGGGGGGAGUGGCUUCUCCAGGUUUUUUUCCGUGUCUCCAAGUAAGACUGGUGAGUUAUCCAAAACUAACAGCCGCACUGCUGAGCAAGCUCUCAGUCAUUUUACUGUUGACGAUCUUUUAAAGCAAGAAUUAUUGUUUUCAUCGACCAUAUUUUAUUAACGGUCGGCUAAAUUUUUUUCGUUCGGCUUAUGCGAUAGAUGGUUGUCAUUCGCACAUAAAUAAACUUCUGGAUAUAUAGCUGUAACGGUAUUACACAAUAUAAUAUGAUAUAUAUGAUAUAAUAUAUAUGAGAAAAUGUAAGGCCUUUCUUUCCCUGGGGACAAGGAAAACUGUCAGGUGUCCUUAAGCAGGUAUCCGUAGAGCGGAGUUCGACUGUUAUUUGUUUACCUUCAAAACGUGGUAUAAAUGAAUUAGAAUUUAGAAGUGUACGUUUUUCUGGAGAGGGAAAACCGGAGUGCCAAGAGAAAAACCUCGUUGAGGAACGAAGAGAACCAACAACAAACUCAACCCACUUAUGGAGUCGAAGACGGGAUUUGAACCUGGCCAACAUUUGUGGGGGGCGAAUUUUCUCACCUCCUCGAUCCUCGCCAACCUAAAAUGAUUUUCUUUUACUCAUUACUAGAGGCAUCCCACUAUAUUAUUCGGCUGGAGGCAAACUAACUUAAGUUUACCGUUGAUUACGUGUUAAGUAGUUUUUUUCUUGUGCUCUGUAAGUGCAUGCCAUUUUUGCUGCUUCUACACUAUUGAAAGCUCUCUCUUCUUAUAUAUCCCCUUUGAUCUUGUUUGUAGCGGAGUCUCGAAGGCCACAUUUCCGAUGUAAACUGCUGUAGAUUUUUUCCUUCAGGAAAGGUUGUUCUCAGUGGUGGUGCCGAUCUACGGUUAAAGAUCUGGUCAACUGAAGAUGGGAGCUGCCCUGUCACAUUAAAAGGCCAUUCAGGAGGUUAGUAUCACCUACCCCGCCCCCAAGUCAACAUUAACACUACUUCUCGCUUAGGGCAAAAUUGUGACUUAAGGGAGGGGUAGGUGAUUAGUUACCCAGUAACCUCAAUUUAUCCAGUAUUUCUUUACUUGCACUAUUCCAAUCUCCAGCUAUAUACUCUGCGAGGCAGUGUCACACUACUAAGAACACGUUAUUACUACUUGUCACUCAAUUAUGCUUUGAUACAAACCCCGCAAACGUUGUCAUGGUGAUGAGAAUUAGAAUUCAGUUCUACAUUUAGCAGUGAUUCUCGACUCUUUGCACUUUAAAAAGAAAAUUUACUUGAUUUCAGUGUCAAUGUAUUUGGCACAAAAGUACUAAAUUGAAGACACUAAUUUACGUCUCCUACUGGAGACGGAUCCGCCAUUUCACCUGAUCAUCAGAGCCACGCGAAGGUAUUGCAGUUUGCAGGGCAAAGGGAGUGCCUUCAUUUCUCCGUUAUUUUAAUUGACCGUGAGUACCAUCUGGCCCCACGAAUCGAACCCAUGACCUCCCGCUCUGCAGUCAAGCGCUCUACCUACUGAGCUAAUAAUAUCCUGCCGCGGUUACUCUCCAAUGAAUUUUUCGAGCUUUGCACAGGGUGACAUGUUUGUAUAUCAUCAGUCAGUUAAUUAAAAAAAAAAUACUUGACAAGCCAAGUUCGCCCUAGCAUUUAUUUAUUAAAAUCAAGUACGCAUGGAAGACACUGAUUGCUAGCAAAGUUCGACCUGGGAUGUUUCUGUAAAGGACUAUAUAUGUAGGACAUGCUUUACCAUGUGUGUGUUUGUCAGUGGUGGAGAACAAAGCAAGACAAUUUUGAGAUAGGUGCUACUGUUUUGAACUGAGGUCUAUAACCAAUAUUGCUAUUUACGUAAACAGCAUUGUGAAGAAACUUGUUAAGAACAAACCUUUGUGAUAUCGUAUAUGUCUCUUGGACUUUGAAAAAAAUGGAAAAGAACUUCAGUAUUCUGGGUUUCACACAGAGUCUUGCAAAGUGUCUGUUUUUUAAAUGGGCGGUCAGUUUUUUUUUUUCUUGCCAUUCGUGGGUGCUAGUGAGUGAUAUUUUUGAGGGUGUCAUUUCAUUUAUCUUGUUUUGAGGCAGUACUUUGCAUUAAGAAUCUCCUGAUGAAGAAGCUUAAUGAGUUUGACACAUCUCGUUGUUGAAUGAUAUAGUUUGUCUCUUUUUUUGCAGGAGUUGUAGAUACAGCUAUAGUGGACAGAGGAAGAAACAUUUUAUGUAAGAGCGAUCGGAGAUCAAAUUCAUCUGAUCAUGUUAUGUACCGAUUUCAACAAAUUUAAUACUCCCGCUUUUAAUAGUUAUCAUGUUUUUUUGAGGUAAAGAUCAAUUAAUCAUGAUAUCUUUUUCCAAAAUGAAUGCAGCUUGCUCCAGGGAUGGUUGUGUGCGUCUUUGGGAUUGUGGAGAAUCUAAAUGUCUGGCAGUUGUGUCCAAAAGUGACUGUCCUGUUAAUUCAUGUGCAUUGACUACGUUUCCAGGAAGGGAAAACAGUUCAGAAGUUAAUGAACCACAUAGUAAGUAGAGUUUUGAUGUUGACUACUGUUACCUAGUGCCAAGCUACAGCAUAGUUACCACAAAUACCUGUCUAACCCUUCCAGGGAUGUACCCAGCCUUUUUGCAAUUGAGGUUGGGGAGAGGGGGGUUUCAAUUCAUUUGACUGAAGUUACACAAGGAAGUUCCACCGUGUCGAAAUUUAGGGGGUAGUAGCUCCUAUACGUGUAAAAGAGUAAUAACCUGACUGAGUUGAAUCCAUUUUCUGGAUUAACACUUAUGAUGCUUCGAAUAACUGAGCCUAGCUAUGAGGAAAUUUUUGAGAAAAAUAAUACCAUCAGAGAAUGCACUUAGCAGUGAGAUAGGAUCUACUUUCAGGAAGCCCGUAUGAACAAGAGUGUGCAUGGUCUGACUGGAGUUAAUCUCAGUAAACCGUUGGUAACGUUUGCUUGCAGAAAAGACCAUCGUUAUUUCUUUUAUAAACUACUUCCCUUGGUUAUUUCAUGUUUCCGUUUUUGUUUCAGUCUCUCGUGACCAGCCUUGACCUCUGUUACUUGUCCUCUAUAUACGUUUAUGAACCUUAGCAUUAGGAAACUUACUGCAAAGUAUACAUACAUGUAGUAAUAAAAGUGAACUCUCGGUUGCCAGGUGAGCGAGAGGUCGGAACAGAAGGAAAACUGCUUUUACUUGCAAAAGAAGAUGGCUUUAUGGAUGCUGUUGAUGUAUAUAACAGAAGCAAGGUACUGUACCUUUUUAACACAGUUAACUGUCUUUGAAGAGGCCGUGUCAAUAGCUAUCUAGGUCAUUCUGGGAUUAAUAUUGCCAGUAACGCGUAUGCAUGUUAUGGUAAGGGCGCUUUGCAAAAGUCAGGGUCUAUUUGUUCGAGGGCCGAUUAGUGCUAACCCAAGGUAAAGUUUUAACCUGGGUUUCUUUUUCUUUGUUCAACAACAUUUUCCUGGAUAAUUUUCUUUAUUCUUUAUAGAGCAUGCAAUCAUCAAAUUGUAGGCAAAAAGAAUAAAACCAAAUUUGCCUUUUAAGUUUUCAUGUCUGAAUUCAAAUUUCGCACUAACCCCGGGUUAUCUUAACCCUGCUUUGAACAACCCAGCCCUGGACUGGUCGGCCGGACCAUAUUUGCCCAACCAGUCAAAUUGACAAUGAAAAAUGCUUUUUUCCAAGAGUUUUUGUUGAAACACUAUUUCUUUCUUGCGUGCUAUGUAGGACUUGACUGAUCUGGCUGGACAUAGUUAUGAUUAAAAGUGAAAUUCUCAUUAUGACUUGAAUAGUCUGGCCGGUUAGUUCUGACAAAUGGAAAGCGCCCUCUGGAACGUAACCUGAACUUAACGUUAGCGAGGAAGUUUCUUGUAAAUGACAAACAGCUUUGUAUCAAACAAAUAUCUCUCCCAAAGCAUCAUAUCAAACGUUUCAAGCAACAAAAAUGAACUUUAAAAACAGGUCAGACUAACAAUUCUGACAAUUGGCAAUUACCUUAAUCUUCUUCAUGUUUUGCAAUCCCUACCUUCAUUUGCCGGUAUUUGCUGUCUUCUUUAUACCAUCUUUUAAUAUUUUGAGCGGUUAUUAUUGUUUCACUCAAUUUGGUGGCUGUUCCUUGUGUUCUAAAUAGAAAUUUCAUGACACCGGCCCUAAAACGACAUGCAGAGCCCGGUUGGUCCUUUUCGUUCUUACCGUAAGCCCCAUCUCUAAUGAGCACCCCUUUUUCAGGGGAAGAAAGUUAUUAAGCCCCCCUCACCUCAUUUAACCCUCCCCCCCCCCUUCACACACACACACACCUCCUCUAAUUAUUCUCUUCUAAUAAAUGAUGGACUGUAUUAAUUCAUCACGACUGUAAGAGUUCGGUGGACUGAUCCGGGAUGGUUUAUUUAGCAACUGGUAGUUCGGAUUUGUUUUUGAUCCUCGGCUGCGUGACCUCCAACUCCUUGUAAUUGAGCUUUUCCAUUUUGUAUUCUAGUUCUGUAUGGAGAACUAAUACCAUAGUCUUUUCUAAAUUAAAUGAGCUCCCCAUCCCCCCCCCGUCUAUAUUAUUUAUAAGCACCUCUUCAAAUGAGCUUGAAAAAAUAAGCCCGCGGGGAAUUAAUAGAGGAUUUGCGGGUACUUUCCUUUUUUCCUUGAUUCUCGACAAGGCGGUCGCCCCUCAGUCUAAUAGAGACACCUCUUCCGGUCGUAGCGGUGUCUGUCUUAGAAAUAGUUGCUUUUAGUUAGAAAAUAUUCUCAGAAAUAUUCAUAAAUUGACAAUUUUCAUCUCAGGGUGCUUUGAUUUGUGGCUGCUUUCCUGAGAUGAGAAUGAUUCGUUUUUCCCCUUUCAUGGGCCCUAAGCCUGAUCAAACCACUGAAGUAGGUCAGUUACAAUCCUGACCUGGUAAAAUCAACAUUUUUUUUUUCUUCCCUUUCCAUUAACUGCAGUUAUUUUGGAGAGGUUUUCUUUUGUGGCUACAGCCAGAGUACUCUCAGCGUCAAAUAGUAACGAAGACUUCUGAAGGGCCCGUUUCUCGAAAGUCCUGGUAACUUUUCGGGCCCGAAAUCAAAUAUUCAAAUCGAAAUUUAAAGAAUAAGAGCGCGGGUCCUGGCUAGCAAACUACUCCUUUUUGUUUUACUAACUGAUAGUGUUAUCAUGUUAGAUAUAAAACCUACUGAAACUUCUAUCUUGCAUGUAAACAGCAACAGCUUUACGGGGCUUUCGAGAAACGGGCCGCAGCUGCAGGACCAAAAAAAAAUGCUUGUCCGAUUUUUUUUGUUAAAUAACUAGUAAAUAAGCUGUCAGAGUAUUUGUUGGAUACUGUAAGUUCUAUGGAAGUUUCAUCUCCCAUUUCAUAUGUCUGGGUUUGUUUUUUGGCUGCUUGUUUUUCAGGUAUUUCAGUUUAAAUGUCCAUCAGCUUUGAAUUGCUGUACAUUCUUGUCUGAGAGUGAAGCUGCGGGCGGAACAGAAGAUGGAACCCUGUGGCUUAUAGACAUCAGGUUUCCAAGGUUGGUAUCCUUUAACACACGCCAACAGCGCACGCGUUUGUUCAUUUUUUGGGCGUUCAAAAGAAAUAUUUUAUUAAACAAAAUUCAUCAUCACGUUGUUGAGAGACCUUAUGUAGAAGGGGCUUAUCAUGCAUGGAAAUGAAUAGCAAAGUUUAUUAUAAUAUGCUUUGGAAAAACCAGACGUUUCGAGGGUGUCCCUUCUCCCUCUGUGGUUUGAAGGCAACUGUAACCAGUGAGGAUGAAGGAGCUGUGUUGCUUUAAAACCUCUGAGGAAACGAUAAACUGAUAAACUUCGCCAUUCACUCGACCAUUUGCAUUGCACAGUUUUUCAAACGUUUUUGUAACACUUUAUGCAUUGGAAUGUUCUUUUGAGUCAAGGAAAUAAACCUGAAUGAGAUAGGACACUUAAAUAUUGGAAAGAUUUGAAAAUGACGUCAGGGCAGGUUCAAGCAAAAGCAUUCCAAAGCUGAGGGGCACAUAUAGAAAAUGUCCUGAACCCAUACGAUUUUACAUUAUAAGAUUGUGUCUUCAGGAGCUGCGUGUUUCCUGAUCUAAGGCUACGGCAAGGUCUGUAAAGGUUUAAUUGAUCCUGGAGAUGGUUAGGUACCAUACCAUUCACCACUUUAUAUGUAAAUAACAAGAUCUUAAAUUCAACCGGCAACCAAUGAAGCUUCAUUAGUAUUGGCUAUAUCUGAUCACGCUUCCUAGACAAUGUCACUAGCCAGAUGCACUGAUGUCUGAUAAUGAGGGCUUUUUAGCGCAGUAUUCCAAUAAAAGCUACUAAUAUACUGCGUCUGAAGGUGCCGAACGCUAUACUACAACAGCGAACAUUCGGACCAUACAUGGAACUUUCUGUAGCAGCAGUUCAGAAAGUGGAGCGUGACCAAAAAGAGGGAGCGAAACCCAAAAAAAUCAUAAUGCCUCGUGCAGGCUAAUUUUCCUGUCUCUCUAGAAAUUGUUAAAAAGUAUUUUUUUAGUAAUAAUUGUUUUCCGUGAUUGAUUUCGAUGAGAGAAGUGAACAAUUUAUUCUUGUUUUGCUCAGUGUUCCUGUUGGUGUGUUUCGGCGAUCAGCAUCACCUGUGCUUUCUCUCUCAAGUCUUCGUGAAAACAAACUUCUUGCUUCUACCGGUGAGUCGCCAACUGAAACCCUUUGUAGACACAGUUAUUUCAUCUUAGUAGCAGCUAGUAUCGUGCUCAAAUACUUCCCUUUAGUAUAUUUUCACAGAUGAACAGCAAUAAUAGGCCAUAAACUGUUAUUUUCAAAACGAGGCUAAGUGGAAAAUUUUUCUGUAAAAUGAGUUUUAUCAAGAGCCACCCAUUAUGGCUUUUGGUUUUAUUUGACCCGAAUAAUUUUAAGGUGUCGCCUUCAGAAACCAUUCUCAGGUAUUAAACAUAGCUUGGACACGAGUGCUGUUUAAUAGCCAACCUUGCGGGGUUCUAUCUAGGAGUUAUCUUCUGGGGAAGAAGUCCCAAGUGGCUGAAGGCCACGAGUUUCCUGGGGGGGGGGGGGGGGGGGGGGGCGGCCCCCCCCCCUCAAUAUUUUUUUUAAAAUAUAUUUGCCGUGAGUUACAACUGUGCUCCUUUUGGAACACAUUUUUGUAAAUGUCUCACAUGUGAAAAAAAUUUUGGGUGGGGCCCGUAAAACACCCUUCUCAGAGAAUAAAAUUUGUUGGGACGGGGUGCUUUUUAAAAAGCAACAUUGGGGGGGUUUCAAUGGGGGUUUUCUUGGGGGGGAAAAGUGCCCAGGGGGGGGAGGCGCAGCGUUUUGCGGGGGGGGGGGGGGGGCAGGGGGCAUGCCUCCCCCUUCAAUAAUUUUUUUAAAAUGAAUAUGCGCUGAUAUGCAAUCUGGUGCCUUUUGAGACACAAUUUUGAGAAAUGUUACAGUGUGUGCAAUGACCUCGUCGCGUCUGGAUGAUUUUUCCAGUAUAGUUACUUAUACACUGUAAUGAUAACCACAUUUUUGGGGGGGGAAGCUGGGCAUCUAGGGGGGAAGCUUCUACCUCUCAAAUACCCUAGAUAGAACCCUGCCUUGCUGUAGUAUUGACCGAAAGGGUAGGGUUCGCACACGUCUUUUCAGUUACACCCCUUAACGAUACAACGAGCAUCCCCGUCUUUUUCGUAAGGAAGUUCGUCCACCCCGUGUCUGUACGAUCAUAUCACCGCUCUGGAAAAAUGCACACGGAGAUAUCCUUAGGAUCAAUGCAUUAAUCUGGUUACUGUUUAAUGAGUGUUUUAAAAUCUUGUACUCAUAUUUUGUUUGUCUAGUUCUGUUAUAUAUCUACAAUUUAUUCUGGACAGUAUGAUUUUGCUUGAUUAUGCUAAUCCUUUAACCUGUUCCGCUUCUUUGAUAUUUUAGGGGAUGGCUCGUGUUUCUGUUGGGAUACAGAACGUCUGAGACAAGCAACAGACGUAGUGAGUGGCUGGGAGUUGAUUGGACCCGACUGUGACCCUGUAUACAGCAUUUGCCGCUCUGCUAAUACGGUUUAUACUGCCUGUAGAGACGCAAAAAUAAGAAAAUAUAUACUGAAGCAGACCGAAAUCACAACAAGUUAG